Saxophila tyrrhenica is the source of this 912-nucleotide messenger RNA. RefSeq lists its product as uncharacterized. Lineage: Eukaryota; Fungi; Ascomycota; Dothideomycetes; Mycosphaerellales; Extremaceae. Bases 1 to 912 code for a protein of 303 amino acids. The transcript is spliced from 3 exons. The record is from RefSeq and is a predicted model, not a curated record.
AUGACAGUGAUCGAUACCGGCCUGGGCAAAGACACGUGGACGCUCAGUCCUCAGAGCAUCAACGAUGUCCUCAAGUACUUCUGGAUCGGAGAGAUGAUCUACAUAUUCUGCGUCACAAGCACAAGGCAGAGCAUCCUUUUGUUCUACCUCCGCAUCUUCCCCAGCUCGGUCUCAUCCUCCUUUCGCCGGAUAUGCUUGGUCACGAUGGGUGUUUUCAUUGUGUCACCGAUCGUUUUCCUCUUCACAAUCAUUUUUCAGUGCAACCCGGUGUCUUAUACCUGGACACGAUGGGACGGGGUGACUGAAGGCCACUGCAUCAACGUUCUCGCCCAGAUCAUUGCCGGAUCCACCCUGAACACCUUUUACGACCUGGUCGUCUUCAUCCUGCCGAUCCCGCGCCUACUCAAAGUCCAGAUUUCCACGCGCAAGAAGGUCGGUCUUAUCAUGACCUUCCUGGUUGGACUUUUCGUCACCCUUUGCAGCGUCAUCCGCCUGAGCCUCAUCAUUCGAUGGCAAGCUACCACCAACCCAACAUGGACUUACAAUCCGAUUGCGCUCUGGUCGUCGAUCGAAUGCAAUGUUGGCAUUAUCUGUGCAUGCAUACCCGCGCUGGCCGGGCCUCUAAGAAGAUUUUGGAUGCUGGUGGCCGGCGAGAAACUGAGCAGCAUGUACCGGUCCCGAACGAAGAGUAGGACUGGCGCUUCUGGAAACCAGCCUGCGAUCAGAGACAGCCCCGGCUGGAGGGGCGAUGCGUUGCGACCGCAUGGUGCUCACGAGUGCAAGAACUCUGUCAUGUUGAACACAUAUCACAACAUCUCGGACGAAAUGGAGUUGAUGGACAAGGGACCGAGCCAGAUCGAGUCGGUGCAGGAGGGAGGAAGCAAUGCUCACAACUACAAGGAGAGUUGGUGA